Messenger RNA from Hirsutella rhossiliensis, 2217 nucleotides. Its product is annotated as ankyrin repeats (3 copies) domain-containing protein. Bases 1 to 2217 code for a protein of 738 amino acids. The transcript has 7 exons. The record is from RefSeq and is a predicted model, not a curated record. Gene Ontology annotation, cellular component: cytoplasm; nucleus. Gene Ontology annotation, molecular function: protein binding. NCBI's taxonomy places the organism in Eukaryota, Fungi, Ascomycota, Sordariomycetes, Hypocreales, Ophiocordycipitaceae.
AUGUCAUUCAGCUUCUACUGGGCUGUGAAGCUUCUCCUGGGCACAGUCGACAGAGCCGAUCAAACCUGGGAUAUGACGGACAGUGACUCGCAGCCCGCCCUCUUUUAUGCUGCCGCCAACCACCACCCAGGGGUCGCCAAGCUCCUCAAGAACGCCGGAGCCAACAUGGAGGCCAAAAAGUAUGGCCAGACUCUCCUCCACCAGAUGGCCAGCAUCGGAGACACAGAAGCGGCCCGCAUUCUCGUCGAACUCGAUGCGAACAAGGAGGCACGAGACAACAGUGGACGCACGCCAUUGUAUGUGGCAGCACAGGCAGGCCAGCGCGACACUUUCAACAUGCUUCGCGAGAAAGGUGCCGAAAAGGACGCACAAGAGGAGAAAACCGGAAGAACUCUCCUUCACCAAGCGGCCUAUGAUGGCAGCGUGACGGCCACGAGAUUCCUCAUCGAGGCCGGCGCAAACAUGGGAUUGGAGGACAGGCAUGGACAGACUCCGCUUUUGUUCGCCGCCAAGUGCGAUCAGCGCCAGAUUGCAGCUCUUCUGUUUAGCGACAAGGCAGACAAGAAAUCACCGGACGACAAGAAACAAAUACUCCACCGGGCAGCUCGUGAGGGUCACUCUAUCGCCGUCGGAAUCCUCUGUGAAAUCGGCUUCGACAAGGAGGCUCGAGAUGGUGAGCGUCGGACGCCACUGUACGUCGCGGCAGAACAUGGCCAUCAAGAUGCCUUUAGAGUGCUUGUGGCCAAUGGCGCAGAUGGGAGAGCUCCCGACGCCGAACAUGGAGGCGAGACUCUUCUUCACCGGGCAGCUCGCGAGAACAACGUGCACGCCGCGGAUCUUCUAUUUCUUGAAGAAGAUGUGUGCAAUGUUCAAGACUCCGAGGGCAGAACUCCCUUGCACGUCGCAGUGACGCGUAGCCUCGGAGUUGUCCAGAAGCUACUCAAGGUCGAGGCCGACAUCGACAUCGCCGAUGCAAGAGGGCAGACGCCGCUGCAUGCUGCAGCUAUCCGGGGGAACGUUGACAUCCUCACCGCGCUUGUGGAUGACGACAACUGUCAGGGCGUGAAGGACAAACGUGACAACCAGGGCCAGACAGCCCUCCACGUCGCCGCCGAGUGUGGCAACGUUGAUGCCGUCCAAGUGCUGAUCGACGAGGGGCUGGAACUUAUAUCAAGAGACAUUGACGGCCGGACGCCGCUGCACAUGGCGGCAGAAAGGGGACGCGUCCGCGUGAUCCGGUGGUUGCUAGCUGCUGGGGCUCACAAGGAUGCGAGGGACAACAAAGGCCGCUGUCCCCUCCUUCUGGCUGCCAUGAGCGGCAACGACGAGGCCAUAAAGCUUCUCACCAACCCUGGGGACUUGGAAGUGCCAACCCCUCAAACUAGGGACGAAUACGUGCUCGCCCUCCGCAAGUAUGCCAAGGACGAGUUGGGAGGCGUCCUCGUUGCCAACGACAAGCGCAUCAAGGAGGUGGCGAGGAACUCGGCGGCCAUUGUUCCUCGCAUCUCCAAGAGUUGUAACUUGUCUGGCCACGAGGGAGCAGACCUUGCGAAGCUGAUGCUCUAUGACAUUGUUAUUCUCUGCGAUGACAGCAAGUCGAUGCAUAAUGAUUGUGCCAUUUCCAUGGACAUGGACGAUUCCGGAAUCAGCGUUCGCUUCCUCAACUACGAAAAUGAUGAUGGUGGUGAUUUCGACCGCUUAAAGGAUGUGGGAAUCGUGCAAGGAAAGGUGGACAAGGUUUUCAAAGUCAAGAGGGACGGCUCACAACUAGGCACCAAGUUGAAGGAAAAGGUUGUGAAACCUAUGGUCGAAGACAAGUUCGCAGUGGGAGAAUUCCGCAAACCGUUGAUCGCAGUCAUGAUUACCGACGGAGAAACUACUGAGAACCCAGACACUCUGCCAGGACAUUUACGCGACUGCCGCAAGUUUCUUGACGAUAAUCAAAUUAAAAAGGGGUCUGUACUAUUCAUUUUGUCGAGGGUCGGUGAUGAUGAAAAAGCCGCUCGAUAUAUUCAAAGUAUCGAGGGCAAGGGCGAGACGCGAGACUUGGUGUAUUGCUCGCAGGGGAGACUGGAAGACAUGCUCGACGCUGCGGAUUUGAAAGGUAGAAAGGCCCCGCACAGGUAUGCGGUCCAGCUAGUCCGAUUGUUCCUGAACGCGCUUCCGCGGAAAGACGCUGAGAAGGCCUCUUCUUCCAAGCCCUCUCAUCCCUCCUAG